AGUGAGAAAAAGGAGAGAGGAGGACAGGACAGCAGAACACCCCUCGUCAGCGGCCGCCUCCAUCCAUCCCUGCCCCGGCGCGCCGUCGCCGUCGCCGUCGCCGGUCGGUCAUGUCGGGGCGCAAGGAGACGGUGCUGGACCUGGCCAAGUUCGUCGACAAGGGCGUCCAGGUCAAGCUCACCGGCGGCAGGCAAGUUUAUCCCAAUGCGACGCGUGCUGACUCUGGCAUUUGUACACCUCCAGUUACAGGAACUUUGAAGGGCUAUGACCAGCUUCUGAACUUGGUGCUUGAUGAAGCCAUUGAGUUUGAAAGAGAGCAAGAUGAUCCAUUGAAACUAUCGGCAAAAACCAGACAGCUUGGUCUCAUUGUCUGCAGGGGCACAGCGGUGAUGCUUGUAUCGCCAACCGAGGGAACAGAGGAGAUCAAAAACCCCUUCCAAGAGGCUGAUGGGGAACAAACCACUCGCUCGUAAGAAUGACCCGAGAAGCUGGUUGGAUUCCCCAUGGAGAGACUUACAUUAGCUUAUAGUAUUGGAUAUGGCAAUCUAUGUUGGAGCACUUGUCGUCCGAGGUUCAUAUUUGUGCCAAGAUGAUUAUGAGUCGCACUGGACUGUCUCGUGUAUAUGUUAACACGGAUGUAUUUACGUAUAUAUUCGCCUAUUGUGAUCUCUGACAAAUGUUUAUGCAUAUAUCCCCAUAACUCCGCAGAAGAUAUUUUCUUCUUUUAGUUGAAA
Messenger RNA from Hordeum vulgare subsp. vulgare (domesticated barley), 734 nucleotides. Its product is annotated as sm-like protein LSM7. The transcript has 5 exons. Gene Ontology annotation, biological process: mRNA splicing, via spliceosome; nuclear-transcribed mRNA catabolic process. The record is from RefSeq and is a predicted model, not a curated record. Lineage: Eukaryota; Viridiplantae; Streptophyta; Magnoliopsida; Poales; Poaceae. Gene Ontology annotation, cellular component: U12-type spliceosomal complex; Lsm1-7-Pat1 complex; spliceosomal tri-snRNP complex. Bases 111 to 473 code for a protein of 120 amino acids. Gene Ontology annotation, molecular function: RNA binding.